Molecule: messenger RNA, 654 nt
Organism: Solenopsis invicta (red fire ant)
Lineage: Eukaryota; Metazoa; Arthropoda; Insecta; Hymenoptera; Formicidae
Exons: 3
Coding region: 1-654 (217 amino acids)
Source: RefSeq, a predicted model, not a curated record
AUGAGUGCUUGUGCAGUGAAAGGUUGUAACAAUUCUUACCGAAAAAGAAUAAUAAUAGAAGAAAAGCCAGUGAAAUAUUUUAGGUUUCCCAAAGAUAAUGCAAUUGCUGUAAAAUGGCGUGAAGUGUGCAAAAAUGGUGUAAAUAUGACUUAUGGAAAGAUAAGUUCUAAACACUUCGACGCAUCGUGCUACGACGAGCCUGCACAGCAUAUAGCUUUGAAUUAUUCUCCUUUAAGAGGACGAAAGUUAAGAUUGGAUGCAAUCCCCACAUUGCAUUUAUUUUCAGAAUUGCAUAUGGUUAAAAGACUAGAUACAUGUGCCGAAGAUGCACAUAAAACAAUAUCGGAUUAUAUUACCGAAGCAAUACCAUCAACGAUAACUCUCAAAAUAAUAUCAGAGAGUAUUGCUGAAACAGAACCAUCAUCAACUGCUAAAUCUCAACCCGCAACAUUGGAUAGUAUUGCAGGAGAUGCAAUAACAACAGUUACUACUGCAGAUUAUUCUACGCUAGUAAAAAAUCUACAAGUGGAGUUAGCGAAAACAAAAGAGGCGCUUAUGCAGUCCGAGAAGAAGAAAGAAAAACAGAUAAAAGAAAAAGUUCAAGAAAAUAUGUACAGAUUACUGAAGCAUGUAUUUACGCCAGGACAGAUUUAA